Messenger RNA from Phytophthora nicotianae INRA-310, 324 nucleotides. RefSeq lists its product as hypothetical. NCBI's taxonomy places the organism in Eukaryota, Oomycota, Peronosporomycetes, Peronosporales, Peronosporaceae. The coding region runs from base 1 to 324 and encodes 107 amino acids. The record is from RefSeq and is a predicted model, not a curated record. The transcript has 2 exons.
AUGCUCAAGGAUGUGAGCAACAUGAUCGCUAAAAUGCGCCGAAACUCGUAUACGUCGCCUGAUGAUAAUGUGUGCGUGAUGGAAGUGUUGCAAGAUUUCAGUGAGAGUCUUGGGAACUUGGCCAACGUAUUCCGUGAUGCCGAUACCAAGUUGACAAGUUGCAUCACAUUUCAGACGAACCUCAUGAGACCUAUGACGCGGCUGUUUCCUGAGGUGAUGUGUGUCGAUGCAACCCACGGCACUAGCAUCAACAGUCUUGAGAACAGCAUGAUAUUGACAUGUUUGGCCUGUGUGAAUAUAUAUCGCCUUUUCAGCUGUAUGUAG